CGCCUAAACUGGGCACGUACUCUCUACCAAUGGCAAAGCCCGAUGUUACUGCUCUUGUCCAAUAGUGUCCGCUUUCACAGGGCAGUGGGUCCAUUCUCACCGCGUUUGUUCCUUCAAUGUUGGCAGAGGGCCGCUGUCCUAGCAGAUAUUGGUAUAAUAGCCUAAGCACUUCAAAUGGUGAGGUUUGUCUUGUUUAGCGCGUCCACUUCUUAAUUCUACUGUCAAUGAGAGUUCUACAAAAGAGGAACCAACACGAGUAAGCUAAUGUGCUAAGAUUGUAACUGGAAGUAUCAAGUUUGUGUACACGGGUAAUUUUGCAGAUUUAAUCCAACAAGAGGCGCUAGUUAGCUAACAUAGCCAGCUAAAAACUUCAUUUUGUUGUUACCGAGGCGGAGUUGCUUGUCAUAGCGAGCAACAUGCCGGAAUAUCUGGAGGACCCGUCUGUUCUCACCAAAGAUAAACUCAAGAGCGAGCUUUUGGCCAACAAUGUUGCUCUCCCAACCGGAGACCAGCGAAAGGAAGUUUAUGUGCGUCUGUAUCUGAAAAACUUGACCGUGCAGAACAACAAGAUCCUAUCUACAGACGCCUUCUCCAGCGACGAGGAGUUGCUUGUCCCGGUAGUGUCAAACAAAAGUCGCUCCGGCAGGAAAGCCACGAGGAAAACAGACAAACCUCGACCAGAGGACCUGGAUGUGACUGAGCUGACCAGUGAGGGCCUGAAGGAUGAGUUGCUCAAGUAUGGAAUCAACAUAGGACCCAUCGUGGCCUCAACCCGUAAGCUGUAUGAGAGAAGGCUCCAGAAGCUGUUGGACCAGGGUCCUCCUGAGACCGUGGCUUUACCGGUGGUCAUCACUCAGGUAGACAGCAACGGCAACUCUGACUCAGACCGCUACAGCGACAAGGAAGAAGAGGUGACUACAGAACCAGAGCCUGUCCCAGUCCCCAUGGUGGAGAGACCUGUCAGAAGCAGAGGGAAGACCCCAGUCACCACCAGGACCCGCAGCAGCCAGCACAACCGGAUCUAUGCUGAGGAGGAGGAGGAGGAUGAUGAUGAUGAUGAUCUUGAGGAAGAGCAUCCUGUGUUGAACAUAAAGAGACCAUUGAGGAGAUCAUCUCAUAGAGUCGACCAGAUGGUCCCUGCAAGCGAUGAUACUGAUGUCUCUGAGCUAUCAGCUGGUGAGGGAGUUCUUCACCCUCCAAGAGAGGCAAAGACCAAGGCACCUCUGCUUCUGGAAGUCCUUAAGGAACCUAAGCCUAUAUUGGCAGAGAAGCCAAGCUCUAAAUCCACGCCCUUACUGCAUGGCCUAGCCCAUGCCCAGUCCACUAGGACUAUCCAUCAGGUUGUCCUAACAGCCAGGGCCGAGUCUCCAUCACCCAGACUGACUCAGCUGUGCUGUGAGGAGGAUGGUGGUCUUCCUCUCACUCUGACUACGAAAGCUCCCAGUCGUGAGCUAAACACCCUACUCAAUACAGCUCUUUUAGAGGAUCCUGCACCAAGUAUCCAUGCUCCAGUAGGACAGCGCAUAAGACCCCUGAAACAAUGGCCUCUGGGGGUACCACAGGAAGUCCGCCCGCUCCAAGUAGCCAACUCUUCCCCACUACCUCGUUUGUCUGGAAAUGACCCCUUGGCCUCCUUCACCAUCAGGCCUGUAAGCUACGCCUCACACACCCCCUCAUCUCCAUCCCUGAAAGAACAACUGGAAUCCCUAUCAUCUCUCUCUGCCAAGUUUGACAUGCUGUCCAAUCGCUUUACUCGGCAGGAUCAGCUUAAGUGUAAAAAUGACCUCGAACCUAAGUGGAAACAGCAGAAAAACACCUCCUUCCUCUCCUCUGUGACCCCAGUGAGGGGGCAGGACAGUGUCUCCUCGAGUAUCUCUAAGGAGCCAUGGGUGGAGAAGAUAGCAUCUGGUGAGCAGACACCCAACAGGGUGGAUGAGAAGGAUAUCCUGAAGGAGAUGUUCCCCUACGAGACCAACACUCCAACAGGAAUCAACGCCACCUGUCGACGGCCCAUCCGAGGGGCAGCCGGCAGGCCCCUAAAGUCUGGUGACCUGUGGACAGAUGAGACCCUCCUGCGCUCCUCUCACUCUUCCUACACAGAGAGCCGCACCGCCACCGUCCACAGAGUCCCCACCCUGCCCCCCUCUACCAGGCUGUUAACGUCAGUGGCACCCCCUGCUGGAAAGGCCAUAGCACCACCCCAUGGCCUGCCUGUCUGGCUGAAGCUGCUGCUCCUCUGCAUUGUAGCUGGCUUCAUAUUCUUCAUCUACCAGACCAUGGAGACCAACGCUAUGGCCCCCUUCGGAGGGUCCUCAGAUUCCAUGCAGACCAGUGGCAGUGAGUCUGCCCUUUCCCCAUCUGUGAGGCUGAGAGAAAGCCAGUCGCACCAAUGAUCUCCAGAGAACGUACAUACACCGAAACAGUGGCUUCCAAAUUAUGUGAACUUGCCUUAUAUGGUCUAUGUUUUAGUUUUACAUCUCUGCAUGGUGUAAAUCGUAUGAUUGCAUUUGCCGGAGUCUGUGAAAGAGAAUUGCCUGUGUGCGUGUCUGUGUUUAACACAGUUUGCUUUUGUAAUACUGUCACCAUAAUCUAAUGCAGUUAUUAGCAAAAAACAGUCAGGCAAAAGACUGAAGAAAUUUCAACCAAUUGUAUUCAGAUAUUCUUGAUCGAAUCAUGUAUACAGCGGGUAUGUGUGUGAGAUGGGGAUUCUUAAAACUCAUGCAGACACAUAGCUCGUAUGUCUUUUUUUAAUUGAAAUUGUCUGUGGAGCCUAAUUAGUCAUGUAUGUAUUCAUUGUAAUAAAUCAUGUAAUAUCCUCUCAAUAAAACUGUAAUAUGUAAGGAUAAUGUCUA
Molecule: messenger RNA, 2852 nt
Organism: Oncorhynchus gorbuscha (pink salmon)
Lineage: Eukaryota; Metazoa; Chordata; Actinopteri; Salmoniformes; Salmonidae
Product: lamina-associated polypeptide 2, isoforms beta/gamma-like
Exons: 14
Coding region: 417-2393 (658 amino acids)
Molecular function (GO): DNA binding
Source: RefSeq, a predicted model, not a curated record